Messenger RNA from Bufo bufo (common toad), 4452 nucleotides. RefSeq names its product PR/SET domain 1 (gene PRDM1). The record is from RefSeq and is a predicted model, not a curated record. Gene Ontology annotation, cellular component: cytoplasm; nucleus. Gene Ontology annotation, biological process: cell fate commitment; regulation of transcription by RNA polymerase II. Gene Ontology annotation, molecular function: RNA polymerase II cis-regulatory region sequence-specific DNA binding; DNA-binding transcription repressor activity, RNA polymerase II-specific; histone deacetylase binding. The transcript has 8 exons. Lineage: Eukaryota; Metazoa; Chordata; Amphibia; Anura; Bufonidae. Bases 275 to 2620 code for a protein of 781 amino acids.
ACAGUGAUCAUAAGCAGCGGAGCUCAGGGCAGGCCGGCAGUGUCUCUGGGAGGCAGCACCUGUCAGGCAGCAUGAGAGAGGCAGAGCUGAGGAGAGCAGAGCUCAAGGUGUGGAGUCUCUGCACGUCUCUAUGAUACACUGACUGCAAGCAACGGCGCCCUAUGGGAGAGAGCUGCUGGGGAAGUGUGUGGACUCUGCCUGGAUGGUUGCCACACAAGAAACCACAGUUAUUACAAGUACUGAAUCACCCCAUCCAGAGGGGACUUAGCAGACCAUGAAAAUGGAUGUGGAAGGAGCCGAUAUGACGCUUUGGACAGAGUCUGAAUUUGAGGCAAAGUGCACAUAUAUAGUGAAGGAUCACCCAUGGGACAGCAGCUCAGAUGGAAGUAACCUUGUCCAAGCACAAGCUUCUCUACCGAGGAACUUACUUUUUAAGCACGUACCUGGCUCUAAAGAGGUGAUUGGUGUUUUAAGCAAAGAGUAUAUUCCAAAAGGAACCCGUUUUGGACCAUUUGUAGGCGAGGUCUACACAAAUGAUACUGUUCCCAAGAAUGCCAAUAGGAAAUACUUUUGGAGGAUCUAUUUAAAUGGCGAGUUUAACCAUUUUAUCGAUGGCUACAAUGAAGAAAAGAGUAACUGGAUGCGCUAUGUGAAUCCAGCACACUCCAUUCAAGAACAGAAUCUGGCGGCCUGCCAAAAUGGCAUGAGCAUCUAUUUCUACACCAUCAAGCCUAUUCCAGCCAAUCAGGAACUGCUUGUAUGGUACUGUCGGGACUUUGCAGACAGACUUGACUAUCCUUCCUCUAGGGAGCUGGUGAUGAAUCUUAAGCAAAGUUUGAUUAUCACAGAGGAGCAGAUUUCUCGGAAAGAGAUGACACUUCAAAAAAACACACCCAAGAAAGAGCACAGUGUUAAGGAGAUUCUAAAAAACACGAAUCAUUCAAAGCCCAAAGACACCCCACUGAAUAAUUUUGAUGUUGUAAACCUCAACAAAGAAGCCAUAGAACCACUUAAAAAUUCCAGCCCUGAAAGACCAAUUUUCCCAAGAGUUGUGUAUCCAUUCCGCUCAAACAUUCAUGAAGAUUAUUUAAAGGGCACUAUUGGAUAUGGCCUUGAAAGACCAAAUUAUAUGAUGCAUUCACCAAUUCAGCCGUCGACACCACCAAGUCCUUCAGCACGAAGCAGCCCAGACCACAGUUUUAAAAGCUCAAGUCCACACAGUAGCCCAGGAUCUGCAUUAUCCCCUCACCAAACGUCACAAGAGCACAGAGAAUUGUACCCAUUUCUUAAUAGACCAUACAGCGCUGAAGGACUAGCAUCUUUUCCCAGUUAUGCACCUCCAGCAAGUCAUCUACCUCCAACCUUCAUUUCUUCAUACCAUCCUCCCUACCACAAGUUCUUGUUACCGCCUCUCGGUCUUGGAUGCAGUAGCCUUAACACAUUAAAUAACAUUAAUGCCAUGAAUAAUUUCAAUAUUAUCCCACGAAUGUAUCCAUUUUACAGCAGUAUGGUUGGAGGUGGAAGCCUUUCUCAUCACAUGUUAAACCCUGCGGCUAUUCCUGGUUCCCUCCCACAUGAAGGAGGAUGCAGACUGCUACAGCCUGAUCAGCCACGAGACUUUCUUAUUCCUGCACCCAAUAGUGCCUUUUCCAUCACAGGCGCAGCUGCUAGUAUGAAAGAUAGGCAGAUGAGUCCAACAAGUGGCUCCCCCACUGCUGGCACAGCAGCAAGUUCUGAGCAUGUUAUGCAACCUAAACCUACCUCUGCAGUGAUGACCAUAAACAGCGAUGAAGCCAUCAAUUUGAUCAAAAACAAAAGGAACAUGACUGGAUAUAAGACUCUUCCCUACCCUCUUAAAAAGCAAAAUGGGAAAAUCAAAUAUGAGUGCAACAUCUGCUCAAAGACAUUUGGACAAUUGUCAAAUCUUAAGGUCCAUCUACGAGUUCACAGUGGGGAGCGGCCAUUCAAAUGUCAGACUUGCAACAAGGGAUUCACCCAGCUGGCACAUCUACAAAAGCACUUUUUGGUACACACUGGGGAGAAGCCUCAUGAAUGUCAGGUAUGUCAUAAGCGGUUUAGCAGCACAAGCAACCUAAAAACUCAUCUACGACUGCACUCUGGAGAGAAACCCUACCAAUGCAAACUCUGUCCAGCAAAGUUCACCCAAUUUGUUCAUCUCAAACUCCAUAAACGUCUUCAUACAAGAGAACGUCCACAUAAAUGUGUUCACUGCCACAAAAGUUACAUUCACAUGUGCAGUCUUCAAGUACACAUGAAGGGAAACUGUCCAGUGUCCCCAAGACCCGGCCUCACCAGGGAGGACCUAACAGUGAUCAAUGAAGAGAUUGAGAAAUUUGACAUCAGUGAUAGUGCAGACAGACUAGAUGAAAGUAACAUGUCUCCUACAGUGGAGAAAGAAAUUAUGACUCUUCUUCGAAGAGAAAUAGAAGGUGCAAGUAUGAAGGUAUCUGUGUCAAGGAGUAUGGGAAAUGGGUUAAUCACAUCUGGUUGCAACUUUUAUGAACAAUCAGACUCUGUCAUAAAGCUGCCUCAUAACUCCCCGCUACCUCUGUUACCAGUUAAGGUCAAACAAGAAACCAUAGACCAAAUGGACUCUUAAUGGACUCAUGGAACAAGUGUUAGUUGAGGUGAUUGCAGCCCAUCCUUGUACAUAAUCAAAAGGCUGCAGCAUAGUCUUAGCUUAUGAAAGGUAACAUUCUUCUAGAAGACCAACCUGAACUCCAAGAAGGAACUCCAAGAUAAGCGUAUUCUCAGGGCAAGAGGAAAGAGACAGGGAUAUGGGUAUUGCCUACUCACUUAAUAUUAUUAUAAUAAUUAUUAUUGUUAAAAAGACAAUCAUUUAUUUCUAAUUGUGUCACUGAAAAGUACUUCAUAAUUUAUUAUGCAAUUUAUCAUUACAAAAGCAAUAAUUUGAAACGUUUACAAUGACGUGAAAAAAAUUCAUUGUAAUUUGGAAUAUAUAUAUUUAUGUAUAUAUUUAAUGUGGCCAUUGAUGUAGAUACUUUCGCAGUGUCUUUGAUUUUUUUUUUUUUUUAAAACACCUUUAGCUCUCCAUACCAAUGAUCAAUAUUUUGUUGCCAAAGCUGGACAGUACAAUUUGAAAUUGUGUAUUUAUUUCACUGCAAGCAAACUGUAGUGUCAGAUUAUUAUUUUUUUUUUAACACUUUCCUUUGAGAGCAUCGAAAAACUGCACACGAGAUGUGCUUGUAACAAUAUCCUCCUUGCUAUAGCUCUGUAUUUUAAACCAAACUUACAGAACAUCUGUUUCACUUUUUCAAAAUGUAAGAUUUGGGAAAAUACAAGAUUUGACACUGUAUAAAGUAACAGAAUAGACAAGUGCAGGAUUGGCUACAUCUCCACGGUCCAGUAGUAGACACGGGUAAUAAGGUGUUUGGUAUUUUUUUUCCUGUUACUGGCACCCAUCUCAUUUAUAUUUCUGUGAGUCAUUUCCUUGAGUAUUUUGUGUCUUGUACAUUUAUUUGUUGUGAUUAAUUUAAGUGAAAAGGGCAUUGCAAAGUUGUUCGACAAUUUACCUCAUUGUCCAGUGGUGAAGAAAAAAAAGCUGGCUGAACCAAUAGCUUUGUGACUUUUAAGGAGAAACCAAAUAGACGCAGUCUAAAGACUGAACUUACACUUUGUACUGUUGCUUUGCUUGCUGACUCCAAAGAUAUUGCAGUUGUACGGGCUGGAUAUUGCGGUGUGCACUCUAGUUUAAGUAUAUUCACUUCAGGUUAUUAACCUAAAGUAAUGACAUAUUCCACAUUAUGGAAUGGUCCAUAUCAAAAUUUACAAUUGUCACUGGGGUUCCCCCUGCUGGUGAUGUGAUGACAUCACUUUUCUAUCCAGCCAAGUACUCCAGCUUCCUAAUGUGGCAAAGCAAACUUUUAGCAUGCAUAAACCUAAGAUAUGCACAGAGCAGUGGCACUGAUUUAUAAACCAUUUCUGGCAUUGUACAGUCUGAAAAGGGCUGAUCCUUAUGCCGUCCAUGAGCACAAUGCCAAAGUCUCGAGCAAAUGUACCAAAAAAAAAUACAGCUUUACUGGAAUUCUAGCUUGUUAUACUGUGUACAAGCAGAAAUCUGAAAACAAUGUAGCAAGAUCUAAAGUAUUAAUGUAAUAUAUACCAAAGUAUCACUACUGUCUCUGGACACACACUUCCCUUACUUAAUGCCAGUAGUGCUUUUCUCUAUUCACUUCAAAGACUUAAUGUAUGACUAUUUCAAGAUGUUACUUUUUUUUUUUAUAGGAUUUUAUUACAUGUAAAUGUAGCAAACAGUGGUUUCUCUAUUUUUGUUUCUUUUUCUAAGAAAGAAAAUCUGACCAAAGUUAACCGGCUUUUUACUUUGCUAGAACAACAAAUUUCUUAUGUUUACAUUUUGGUUUACAUUGUUAUUUAUGUGCAAAUUGUCAAAAGAUGUAAAUUAAAACUAAA